Messenger RNA from Seminavis robusta, 3858 nucleotides. NCBI's taxonomy places the organism in Eukaryota, Bacillariophyta, Bacillariophyceae, Naviculales, Naviculaceae. The record is from the annotation of a GenBank genome assembly.
AUGGUGUGGGUCCCUUCCUUCGCGCUGUUGAUAUUCACGAUCCUUCACGCUGGCGCAAUAGAGGGGCGAUUGCACCGGCCGUCGGAACAACAACGCCGAAGACUGAAAGGAGAAACCAAUGCCAAGAAUAGCGACACUAACAACAAUAAUGAUGAGCUAGCAGAUAAGAAAACAACGGUCCUGGAUGAAGAGGAACAGUUCGAGCUCCAUGAUGUCUGCAGAAACAAUGUGCCGGUGACACUCGGCGAGACGGUUCGUGGUGAUCAUCACAGUGGAAUUCAAGGCAUCUGCGACACAGAAGAUAGCCAAGGUGCUUGGUAUUCCAUCAAUGGCACAGGCCAAGUGCUUCGCGCUUCCGUUGUCGAAGGCAACGUUACCCGAAUAGUUGUCUUUGCAGGAUCUGACUGCGACCAUUUAUCUUGCGAAAACUCCAUCACACCUGUUCUCACUGACAAUCACAGCCAAUCUUCCAAUGGCUGGACUACGUUUUGGGGUACAAAAACGGGCGUAAGCUAUUUCAUGUAUCUGUACGGAAGUGGACACUUUCAACUGAUUCUUGCGGAGGAGAGACGACCCGACAACGAUCAAUCAGGCAACGCACUGUCAAUAGAAGUUGGCGAUUCGAUUCAAGGAUCAACUGCUUAUGCAUCCCCUGAUCCCAGCGUAGGUUAUUGUGGAAGCUCCGCUUCCUCGCAGACGCGAAAGCGAGCUGCUCCCGGCCUCUGGUAUCGAGUUUCGGGCACAGGCGCUCCACUACAGGCACGCCUAAGAACGGUUUCCGAGAGUUACAGAACACAAGCUUCCAUCUACACCGAGUCAUUGGAAUGUGUUGCUCACGUAGAACGCCUCGAGUUAUUUGAUCCAGCCAGCCCUGAGUACUAUGCCAUCUCCACCGCCACUACCUGGCAAUCGCUUCCAGGUCAGACAUACUUCAUUCAAGUCCUGGGACACCCAGAUAGCUCCCCGGGGGCUUAUGAGGAGGGUGGAUUUGAAUUGACCAUCUUCCAAAGCAGUCCUCCUGUCAACGACAACUGUGAUCGUGCCUCAGUGAUACGUCCGGGGAACACGGAAAGGGGUUCCACGAGCUUUGCAACUAUUGACGAAGACACACUGGUAUGCAGCCAAGUGACUCUAGGCGAGACACCGACGGCCCCCGGAGUCUGGAUGGUACUGUCAGGCGUACAGGGGCCCAUGGAAGCGGCGGUUGAGUCAGCAUAUUCUUCUCAGCUAACAGUCUUUUCAGGAGACUGCGAGCGCCUAGUGUGCCUCGAAGGGACGGACAAUGCCCCACCAGACGCUACUGAUUUGGUGGCAACGAACUACAGUUCCGUCCGCUGGAUCGCCCAAUCUGAUGAGAUAUAUCACUUGUUGGUGCAUGGCGUUGAAUCGCUCGUCGGAAUUUUCGAUAUUACUGUGUCCCAUGCUGGAAUGUCGUCAGGAGGACAGGGCGCGUCCACUCCUGAGACAACUACUCCGCCAUCUAGGCCGGAUGAUGGCGGUAGCGAUGUUACGACAUCACCAAACACCGCAAUGCCCACUAGCACUCUGUGGGAGGUUGAAACUGCUGCAUCCAUGGCCUUUGGUUUCUUCCCAGGAACUCCCAUCAGAGCCCCAAACCAAGAUGAGAUUGACGGUCUCAUGGUUGAGGUUAGUCACUUCUUUGCCAGAAUCUUUCAGGAUGCAUUUGAUGAUGCCUUCAUUCGAUUUGAGGCUCAGGAGUACGUAACAGCGUUCAGUGAUGACAGCGCCUUGCCAAUUGUCAUGAACUUUCUAGCGAAGGCAUACUUCACCUCCGAGCAUGUCGCCCCAUCAGAACCGCAGAUUUUCAACCUCAUGGAAGGAGCAAACUUUCAGGACUUCAUCAGAAGCUACGCUUGGCAAUUGGAACCCUUUGGCGCAACAGUAUUCUUUCAAACGCUGCGUGUUGUGUUUGACCAAGCUACACAGAGUCCCCCUUCGGGUGGAACAAGUGACUCUGGAGGCUCGCAGGCAGAAUCGGUCCAGCGCAUAGACGCUCGUGCGAAGAUGCUCUUUAGCUUCUUCCCUGACACAGCAGUACGGGAGCCCACUCACGACGAACUCGAUGGGCUGGUACUUCAAACAAGGCUGUUCUUCGGCGACGCAUUUGACAAGAAAUUUCCCGACUUUAUCCGAUUUGGAGCAAUUGUGUCGGGAACAAAUUUCACUGAAGACGCUGCACUACCAGUCGAAGUCUCCAUGGAUGUGUAUGUGUUCUUUGAAUUAACCGAUAUCAACGGCAACCCCACAACAGUAAUUCACACACCCGAUGAGGUCUUGUCGACCAUGAGAGAUGUGGAGAUAACGUCAUUCAUUCAAAGCUAUGUUUGGGAAUCCAAACCAUUCGCGGAAAAUAUCUUCUACGAAGCAAUGCACAUUCAGAUCAGGCCAGACGGAGUCAAUGUCUCGGCAGCCGAAUCAACUGCGGUUGCUCCGCAUGUUGUACACUCUAGAAACAAAGCUACGUUUCAAUUCGCUCUGUCCUUCAGCUUUCACCACACUGCUACGGUGACUCUGCGACAACCAGUGCAAGCGGAAAUCGCGGGGCUGCUGGUCAAAACCGACGACUUCUUCACGGCAUUGCUCCUAGAUGAGCUGCCAGGUCCGAGCGGAUUCGGAGGUCUAAACCUAACCGCUGCUUCGGUCGACUACACAGAGACUAGGGAAUUCGCUGUGGUCGUCGUGGUCAAGGCCGAAGUCACGUAUCACGAUGGAUCUGAUGUCAGCAGUCGCGCAACCGUCGAGCAAAUGCUUGCACUGAUGGAGACGGCUAAUAUGAAAGAGUAUGUGGAGUAUUACGUUUGGUUCGCCGACCCUCAGGGGCACUCCAUAUUUUUUGCGACAAAACAGGCGGUUUUGGAGCCUGACGUUCCACUGCCUUUGAACACUUCAGCCCCAACAACAGCCCCGCUCAGUUCUGGCUCUUCGGCACCAGGAAAUGUUUUAUCUGAUGCAACUCCUGAACCAGCGGAGCUCCUUCCGGUUGGAACAGACAUCGCCAUUAGGUUUUUCUUUUUCCAGCCUCCAAACCGUGCCCCCACAAACGUCGAAUUGGACUCUCUCACAAACCAAACAACGGCGUUUUUCACAAAGGCACUACAAGCAACAUAUUCAGACUUGAUUCGUCUUGACCUGGAUCUUAUAACUGCCGGGUAUGCUCCCUCGGGAGGUGCUCCGGCAUCCAUCGUAUCCUGGAAAGUCAGCGUUCUCUUCUAUAUUUUGGAUGGAAGCGGGGCUUCGAGAACUCCGGAUCAUGUGCUAAACAUCCUCACGACCUCGGAUGUAGAGGACUAUCUCCACAACUACGUUUGGUCCACCCAGCCCCUGGGUUCCAACCUCUUUUUCAAUGCAAGCGCUGCUCAAGUGGUUCUAUUGGGUGACAGUAGUGCCACUACCGACGAGCAACCCACCCCGGCACCAACCGCAAGAAUCAAUACUAGUCAAGUGGUUGUUCAUGCUUCCAUCCUUUACGGUUUUCUUGAGGACAUCGCGAUUACGCGAACGCCCAAUACGAAUGAGCAGAACGGAAUCCGACACCAAACAACCCUUUUCUUCACCAGGUUGUUCCGAGAUCAGUUCCCCGAGUCUUUCCAACGUGUCGACACCUCCAUCGAUGAUGUCGAGUUGCUUGGAGGAAACACCCUUCCAAUCAGCGUUUCGUAUGUGUUUACUGUCCAAUUCAACCAAGGAGAAGCCGUGCCUUCGUUGGACGAUCUCGUUACAAGCAUGACAAACGCAGACUUCGAAUCAUACAUCGAGAACUAUGUGUGGACUUCCGGUCGGUCUGCCAAUGGUAUUUUCUUUGACACUCAACAAGUUUUAUUCCAAGCAGUUAUGUAA